CGAAACCUUAACCCUGUCUGACCGCCGACAGGACAGAGUGGCUUUGUUCUUCUAACACACGGAUUAGCCAUCGAUCCACCGCCACCCUAAGCGCUCUAAUUUGCCGGAAAAGUUGCUGCGACUUCACCAUCACAGUCACUUUUGAGAUCUCCUCUCCACCAAACGCCACCGACCGGCUUCAAAUCCUCCUUCCCCAAUACCAAUUCCACCAACCCCUCGCUCGAGACGGCCAUGAAGGAUUCAGGGAGCGACGCUUCGGCGGCGGCGGCGGAGCGGGAGCUGCCGCUGAGCCAGAAGGCGGUCAAGGUGCUCGGGAAUGUGUGCUUCUCCGCAUUCGUGCUCUCCGUGCUCGUAUUCACCGUCAUCGCCGUCACGUACCAGCCCCCCGACCCCUGGCUCGACUCCCCCAAGGCCAUCAUCUCCAAGUCCCUCGCCGCCACUCUGCCAAACGCCACCUUCCGCACCGACGACUCCGUCCUCCCCACCGGUGAAGACCUGGUCCCCGUUCCGCCCCGAAAUGACACCGCCGCUGAUGCCGCCAACGACACAAUCCCCGCCGAUCCCACCAACGACACAAACCCCGCCGAUCCCGUCAACAAUGCCACCGCCGCCGACGGCGCCUCUGUGCUCCUUCCCUCGCUGCCGCCUCCGGCGUCGGACUGCGACGCCGACGCCCCGAUCAACUGCUCCGACCCCCGCGCCCUCGUCGCCAUCCGGCGCUUCAACGCCCGGGUAUUCCGCCGCUCCAUCGUCUUCCUCAGCUACGAGAAGCCCGUCCCUGGAUCCGCCUCUGGCGAGUGCGAUGCGGCCUGGCGCUUCCGAAACCGACGCGAAAAGUCCUGGCGCCGCUACAGAGACUACCGCCGCUUCCGCCUCGUGCCCGCCGACAACUGCACCUACGAGGUCGUAUCCGCCGGCAAGUUCCGCUCUGGCGCAAACGCCGCCCCGAAGCCCUUGCCGUCUCGCCGGUCCUCUUCCCCCUCCUCUCCCGCCCAGAUCCUUGAUGCCGAGAUCAAUGACACCAUCCCGACGCUCGGAUCUGACUCCGAUUUCCGGAAAGGGAAGUACCUCUACUACACCCGUGGCGGCGACUACUGCAAGGGGAUGAAUCAGUACUUGUGGAGCUUCCUCUGUGCCCUCGGCGAAGCCCAAUUCUUGAAUCGGACGUUAGUGAUGGAUCUCAACAUUUGCCUGGCCUCCACUUACAAUCCUAGUGGCCGGGAUGAGGAGGGCAAGGAUUUCCGAUUCUACUUUGAUUUCGAGCACCUCAAAGAGUCGGCGUCAUUGGUGGAGGAGAGCGAGUUCUUGAGAGACUGGCGACGGUGGGAGCGCUCCUCUGGCCGGAAGACCGGUGGCAAGAUCACUGUCCAUAAGGUGCCAACAUACAAGGUCACACCUAUGCAGCUCAAGAAGGACAAGAGCACCAUCAUCUGGAGGCAGUUUGAUGGGCCGGAGCCCGAGAAUUACUGGUACCGCGUGUGUGAGGGACGAGCAGCUAAGUACAUUCAGCGGCCGUGGCAAGCCAUAUGGAAAUCCAAGCAUCUGAUGAACAUCGUUUCACAGAUUGCUGGGAGGAUGGACUGGGACUACGAUGCUGUCCAUGUGGUCCGGGGAGAGAAGGCCAGAAACAAGGAGCUGUGGCCCAAUCUAGAUGCAGACACCUCGCCUGAGGCUCUAGUGCAAAAGCUUCUGAAGGUGAUACGACAAUGGAGGAAUUUGUAUAUCGCUACAAAUGAGCCAUUCUAUAACUAUUUCGAUAAGUUGAGGUCUCAUUAUAAGGUGCAUUUGCUUGAUGAUUAUAAGGAGAUGUGGGGGAACACAAGUCAGUGGUAUAAUGAGACAAUGGUUCUAAAUAAUGGGCGUCCCGUGGUGUUUGAUGGGUACAUGAGGGUGGCAGUGGACACAGAGGUGCUGUAUAGGGCAAAGAAUCGAGUGGAGACGUUCAAUAACCUGACGAGGGACUGUAAAGAUGGUAUCAACACGUGCUAGCAUUGGCAUGAAAAAAAGGAUCGGAGGCUGAAAAGCUGUGGAUACUCUUCAUGUUUGUGUGAGUCCUGGACAAGUACUUGUUGAAGAAUUCCUCUUCUGUCCGUUUCAAUUUGGAGUUCAAACAUUGAACAUUUUCGAUCUGUAUCAUGUUCUAUUAUUUGCUUCUUUCCUGCUCUUUUGUGGUAAUAUAUCUCUUUGUUGGUAACA
Messenger RNA from Musa acuminata subsp. malaccensis (wild Malaysian banana), 2196 nucleotides. RefSeq lists its product as uncharacterized. The record is from RefSeq and is a predicted model, not a curated record. Gene Ontology annotation, cellular component: Golgi apparatus. NCBI's taxonomy places the organism in Eukaryota, Viridiplantae, Streptophyta, Magnoliopsida, Zingiberales, Musaceae.